AUGGUAGCAGAAACCAAACUCUACGACGCCCUCUCCGUCUCCCCGUCGGCGUCGCAAGACGAUAUCAAGAAAGCCUACCGGAAAGCAGCCCUGAAAUGGCAUCCGGACAAAAACAAAGACAGUCCAAACGCUGCCGAGAAGUUUAAAGAAGUCUCACAAGCAUACGAGAUUCUGUCAGAUCCCGAGAAGAGAAAGGUGUACGAUCAAUAUGGCCUGGAGUUCCUGCUAAGAGGGGGUCAGGCUCCACCACCAGGUGCCGAAAUGCCUGAUGGCAUGCCUGGUGGUGGCUUUGGUGGUAUGCCAGGCGGUUUCAGCUUUGGAGGAAUGCCUGGUGGUGGUACUCGGACGUUCCACUACUCUACAGGCGGCGGCGGGGGAGGAGGUUUCAACUUCUCGGAUCCCAAUGAUAUUUUUGCUCAGUUCGCCCGCAGUUCUGGUGGUGCAGGGGGUGACGACGAUCCUAUUUUCAAUCUAUUUGGUGGUGGCUUUGGGUCAGGUGGGAGAAGCGGUGGAAGCCGACGGACUACAGGCAAUUUCUCGGCCAAGCCGCAAAGGCCACAGACCCCAGAAGUCACCGUCAUCGAACGACCACUACCGGUCACGCUGGAAGAAUUGUCCACCGGCGCACACAAGAAGCUCAAGAUCAAGAGGAAGACAUUCAACGCCCAAGGCCAGCGCAUCAGUGAGGAUAAACUCCUAGAAAUGGACAUCAAACCGGGCCUGAAGGCUGGUUCAAAGAUAAAGUUUGCCGGAGUGGGAGAUCAAGAAGAGGGCGGGACUCAGGACAUGCACUUCAUCGUCACAGAGAAGCCGCACCCAACUCUUACCCGCGAUGGCGACAACCUGGUAACGACGAUCGAGUUGGACCUGAAAGAGGCCCUAACCGGUUGGAAGCGGACUGUAACAACCAUUGAUGGCAAGCAACUGAACGUGUCAGGCGCCGGACCGACUCAACCGGGCCAUGAAGAACGUUUCCCAAAUCUAGGCAUGCCGAUUAGCAAGAAGCCUGGCGAACGAGGCGACUUUAUUGUCAGAGUCAAAGUCAACUUCCCUCGGUCACUUACUGCUGCGCAGAAGGCAAAAAUCAAGGAGGCAUUGCCAUAA
Molecule: messenger RNA, 1104 nt
Organism: Cladophialophora yegresii CBS 114405
Lineage: Eukaryota; Fungi; Ascomycota; Eurotiomycetes; Chaetothyriales; Herpotrichiellaceae
Product: DnaJ like subfamily B member 4
Exons: 1
Coding region: 1-1104 (367 amino acids)
Biological process (GO): translational initiation
Cellular component (GO): cytosol
Molecular function (GO): protein-folding chaperone binding
Source: RefSeq, a predicted model, not a curated record